ACCGGAAACAGUAAAAUACCACUUCCGGCCGGUUUUCUGUUUUUGACUCGUAUAUUGGUGGGGUAAAUAUCAAGUUAUAUUGGGAAACACAAUUAUUCAUUGUCAAUUGAUACAACAGAGUCCUAUGUAUGUAUUUAAGCGGUUAUACUAAACUAUCCUGAAACGUUAAAGAAGUGUCAAAAUAUUUUAUAAUAUGCGGACGUUCUAGUGUGCGCAACGUCACACGUAACCAUUACAAGCAAUAUGGCGGCGCUCUCUGGAGUCCUUGUGGCCGCUAGUUUCUGAUGUUUAUCCUCUUUUUCCCACGUAAUUAUUUACUGAAAACGCUUAACAGGCUUGCCGAAGAUAUCACCUGGUCAUAGUGGACAAAUUAAGCAGACUCUGCAUCCUGGGGUCAUAUCAUCAGUAUGAGCAAUUCCGCUCCCUGGCAGUAUCAGCAGGGAGCACAGACAGGGACAGGCACUGGGGGAGUGAAGCUAUUUAAUCCUGCAGAGUUUGGAUCAGUUACUUCUCAAGCUAGUAACUAUGUCAACAAUUCUGACCAGGGUGGCCAGUUACAAGACAGUGGCCAAAAGCCAGAUGAUGGCUUGAAUAGUUCAUGGGACUGGAACCCAUCACAGUGGAACUCUGGAGGAAAAGAUGGUCAUGUUCCAGACACUAACCAACAAGUUGAUACAAAUCAAGGCCAUAAUGUACCGGGUAAUGUUGAUGCAUCAGCCUACCAAGGUCAGUUCUAUGACCAUAAUCAACAAGCACAUCAACAUUAUUACAACCAGCAGCAAUACCAAGAUCCUGGUCAACAAACUCAGGGACAGGAAGUUCAUGGUCAACAAAACUGGGGUCAUCAACAAUAUGGCUAUAAUCAAACAUGGAACAAUACUGAGUUAAAUCAGCAACACCAACCGAUUAAUAAUAAUUACAACGGUCAGCAAAUCUUUCAACCUAACCAGGAGCAUGGUCAACCUUACAAUGUUGUCAAUCAAGAGCAAGUACAUGGACACUUUAAUUUAGAGCAAAGCCAGGAUCAUUUUAACAACCAGGGGUAUAACCAAGAACAUGUUUUUAAUCAACAAAAAGGAGAAAAUGAUGGUCUUAAUUCAUCUGCAGCUUCCAACUACAGUGGAAGCCUUACUCAGUCUAGUGUUCAUGAGGAUCAAGGAUCUACUUCAGGUUUCUACCAAAAUGCAGAUCCAGAAGAUGUAGGUUUUAUGGGACAAAAUCAUUCAGUUCAGGAGCCCAUUGUAAAUAGUGGGAAUACAAAUCCUCCAAAUAUUGUACAUUCCAGUGCCAAUGAUGGUGCACAAUUACACAUGGGUGUGAUGGGUGGUGAACAGUUAGAACAUUCACAAGAUAAAUCAGACAUGAAUACUGUGAUAUCACAAGUCAAUCAUAUGACAAUACAAGACAAUGGAAGUUCUAUCGGAUCAGUAAAUAGUCCACAGGAACAAGGGUUUGGUAUUGCUCCACCAGUUUCUUCAAUUGACCCACACAUUGACCCUGUGCAAGCUAACAGUGGUAUGAUGACCACUUCUGAUGACCAGCAGAGUUUAGGGGACUGGGAGGUGGUACCACCUCAAAAUCUGGUUGUACCAGGAAAUCACAGUAGGCAGAGUUCCACUGACAACAAUGUCCAGUUUUUCAUUGGCUCCAGCAGGAACUCUCCAGGUAGUGGGCGUGGCACAGGAUCACCCUGCUCAGUUACACAGGGACAAGUGGAGGAUAAAGCAAACCCAUCUCUACUCAUACCACAGUCCUCAAGUCAGCCUCCCAAACCAUUCCAACCUGAAUCCAUGAUGCCAAAAUACACAUCCUCCCCUAAUGUAACGCCGGAGAUGACUGACAAUACAGAAUUAGGAAAGUCGUCUUCAUCAAACACAGGUCCGCCGCCACCUAUGGCUACUCCAACAUCAGGCAGAGGGGGAGAUAACCCUUUUAGGAAAACAGGUCAUCAGCUUACAUCUUCUGAACCUCAACAGGAAGUGAACUCACACGGACGUGAUUAUUCUGAAAAUAAGUCUGCAUUCGAAGGUAGUACCUUUUCUGAGGGUGUGCUGAGCAGCAAUGAAAACUCCAUAGAGCCUCCUAGUCCAAUUAUGAAUGCUGAAGACCAAUCACGUACACUUAACAACCGUUUUGGCCAGAAGAUGAAGUCACAGAGUCCAAUUAUGCCUAGAAAGGAGAGCCCAUUUCAACCUCCAGCAAGACGCAGGAAUAUAUCAGGAUCUAGUGAAACUAUAGAGGAAAAUACACGUAUGGAGGAGGUAUCUCGACAAGACAGCCGAGAUAGCUUAACAAGAGGUAUAGAACACAGUAAGUCAUUGGGUUCAGAUAGGUCAUCGGGUGCAGACAGUAGUAGGAGAUCUUCUGGCAGUGAUUCACAAGGUCAAUCAGACCGUGACUCUAUUCACAGUCAGGACCCUCAUUGGAAGACACGAACAAAUCGUGACAGGAGAAGCAGACCCCCUCCUGGUCCUAGUGGAAGCUCUAGAGCACGUGCAGUAAUGUCCCCUAGAAGAAUGGAAAAACAUCUCCAGCAUAUCAAGGAGAGAAGAGUAAAACACAACAUGUCCCCAGCAACAACACUCUGGGCAGACAGUGAACUGCAGCUGCCUGCAACAAACAUUCUGCUGGCUCCUGCUGGCCCAAUGCCUUCACUGAUGUCACCUGUCCAAGCCUCUCAGCCACCAAAGGCAAGGGAUAAUAAGGAGACUGAACAAGUUCUUUCUCCUGUAGAGAACUUGAUAACAUCCCUAACAGAACAUAUAUCAAAGGAGAACACACCAGAACCUGAGAAUGUGACUAAUAGUGAACCUGUUAAAUCUGAUCCACCCAGCAGAAGUCAGGGGGAAAGAAAAAGGGAGGAGGUGAGUAAAGAAAGAGAUAGACAUGAACGAAACUCCUCUAUAGACCGCGAGAUAGAGAUAGUGCGUAGACAGGAAGAGGAGGAAAAAAGAGAGUUCCAGAAAAGACAAAGUAGUGACAACAACCAUGGAGAACAUUACAGUGUAAAGGACCAGUACAAUGAUAGCCAGGGUCGUGACCCCAGGGAUUAUAGAGAACGUGAACCUAGAGAUCCUCGUGAUUCUAGAGAUCGCAGAGAUGAUGGUUACGACAACUAUUACGAUAGAAAGUCAAAGCACAGCAAUAAAGGAGCGCCACCUCUUAGAGACCCUUACAAAGAUCAAUACUAUGGUGAUGAGCGAUACGACAGGCCAAGGUCACGGACCUCACAAUAUGAUGAUCAACGACCUUCAUCUAGACAAAGUCGUGCUGGUGCAGAUUCUGACCGACCACGUUCUCGUCAGGAUUACAAAGAUCCUUCAUACAAGGAUGGACGGUAUAGCUCUGCAUCUAGAGGAGGAUACGACUAUGAUUAUUACAAUCAUCCUGGCUACUACGACAGUCGGUACUACCAUCAGGGCUACUAUGACAGUCGCUAUAAUUCGGCCUACUAUGACGAGUACUACCGGCAAGGUCAAGGCCAGGGUCAGGAGUCAGGACAGUACAAUGAAAGCUAUGAUAGAAUGAUGGACCGGCACUACCACCCAUACUACGGCUAUCCAUCUGAUUACUACACCCAGGGGUAUGAGGACGAUGGGUACAGUCAACGCAGUCAGUCACGGGGAGCUCACACCCCAGCCUCCAUACCGGAGGACCAGUCCGAUGCCUAUGGUUAUGGAGCAAGGACAUCGAGUCGUGCUGGAUAUGAUGACUACCACAGGGCCCAUUAUGAUAAUUACUAUGGAUACAGACAGAGUGGCUACCACUACCAGGAUCAAGGGGUCACGGAAGAGAUAAAACCAGGCAGGAUAACACCAAAGAAAUACACGAUUCCUCACAUGAGGGUUUGCUUUGGCCCUGGCGGUCAGAUGGUUAAGGUGCUUCCAAAUAAUCCAAAGUAUGGUCAACCUGCAACAGUGGAAAUUCAUGAAGUGGAUGAAUUGUUACAAGAGAACAUGGAGACUGAAGAGCUCAAAUCCUUCCCAGGUCCUGUGAUCAGAGGGGACACCCACAAGAACGAUGUUCUAUCAUUUUGCCAACGGAAGGCGAGGGCCUGUGCCGAGAAUAUCAACAUGAUUGACCGCGAGUCUGCUGAACUAAUCUGGAAACUUUUAGAAUUACUUAUCAAGCAAAAUGGGACUGUGAUGGGAACAGAUAUUGCGGAACUGUUGUUGGAUGGACACGAACCUACCACAGCUGAAUACAGUAUGAUCGGACUCAAGAUUUCACAGAGUAUGGACAAUCUCGACCAGGAGUUGGACGACACCACUGAGGUCAACGCUUCCACCGUCUCUGUGACUGACCGCUCCGUCAUCAACAGGGGUCGGUCUCGAGAGGAGGCUACUGACCGCUUCAGACAUCUGUUGCUUUAUGGACGUAAAAAGGAUGCAUUAGAAUGUGCUAUGAAGAGAAACCUUUGGGGCCAUGCACUGUUUUUGGCCAGUAAGAUGGACAGCCGGACACAUGCUAACGUGAUGAUCAGGUUUGCCAACACUGCAAUGAAAAUGAACGAUCCACUUCAGACUUUAUACCAGUCGAUGUCGGGGAGACAACCAGCCGCUGUAACUAGUAUAGCUAAUGACCGCUGGGGAGACUGGAGGCCUCAUCUGGCUAUGAUUUUGUCUAACCAGGGUAGUAAACCUGACCUAGAUAAAAAGAGUAUCCUGUCCAUGGGAGAUACACUAGCAUCCAAGGGCUUUUUAUAUGCUAGCCACUUCUGCUAUAUGAUGGCCCAUGCUUCAUUUGGCUCUUAUUACAAAAAGACUGCCAAAUUGGUUUUAAUAGGAAACAAUCACAGUCUGCCUUUGGAGGAAUUCACUACAAAUGAAGCCAUCCAGUGCACAGAGAUCUACGAGUAUGCCAUGUCACUAGGAAAUUCCACCUUUUUUCUUAGUAAUUUCCAGUACUUCAAGUUUUUAUAUGCCUGUAGAUUAGCUGAAAACGGAUUUCCACAAGAGGCUCUGCAAUAUUUGGAAGUAAUUUCACGAUAUAUCCAGCGUGCUCCAAUAUUCUUCCAGUCAACUCUAGUCAAAUUGGUUUACGAUAUGGCAGACCGAUUGAAGCACUUUGACCCCCAAAGAAUGCAUACAUCUGAAGACCAGGACCAGGCCUGGCUGUUACAAUUACAGAAGAUCUCACAAAGUUUCUUGGAUGGCACAAUUCGGCCCCUGUCAGGCAAUGAAACCCCAAUGGGUUAUGGAAGUACGCGGGCCAGUAGUGAAAGUGCAGAGGUUGCCGGGCUGACUCAUACAGGGUCUGACCUAGUUGGACAGAGUCAGAUGGAUUUCAACUACCAGACCGGGUAUACACAGCAGCAAGGGUACGGUGAUCAACCAGACCAGUCACAUAGCGAGGUGGAUGGUGGUCAGUCUGCUGGACAGACUGGACAUCAACAGUACAACUACAGCUACCCUCAACUAGGGCAGCCAAUACAGGAGACAACACAUGGAGAACAGCAGGCCCCGCAACAGUAUACGGAACAACAGUACAAAGACCAACAACAGUACAGCCAGGAACAACACAACCUCUACAACAAUUACUAUCAGCAAGGUUAUAAUGUUCCAAACAAUACAGAAGCUCAACAAGGUGAUUCAGGAAAUCAAACGCUGUCAACUGACCUCAACAAUCAGUACCAAGGCUACACUGGUGUCUCGGACAAUAGCAUGCAACAGACAGAGGGUACUUAUGUGGGUGGAAGCGUACAGGAGCAAAAUUCUAUGAAUCAGACAUACACCCACAACACAGUAUCACAUCACUACGACCCCAACACCUACUCCCAGACAGGUGAAACUUCACAGCGACAGAGCAUCACGUCCGACAGCAGUCUGGAUACUGAGGAGGAUGCAAACCACGAACAACAGACAAACUUUGAUUACUUUGGGGCUGCCACAAAUCAAAAAAUUGUGGCCCCACGGCUAAGGAAACGCACUACAUCAGAAACUAGUCAAGGCAGUUUGAAGAAAUCAACAUACCCCGGAGAUAAUGCUGCAGAGGACAAAGAGAAAAUGCCUCCUCCUGCCAAAACGGAUUCAUCCAAAAAGCAGGGAAGUCGUUUAGGAGGCUGGUUCAGUAAACUGUUACCGAAGCCUAAGAAUGAGAUGAAGCUGCCUAAUGAUGAUAAACCAAGUAUUGUGUGGGACAAGGAUAAUGAGAAGUGGGUGAACUUGGAUAAAACAGAGGAAGAGAAUAAGCCAGUGAUGGAGCCACCCAAGGACUCAGACAUCUUUAAAACACCAGCAGUACCAGCCACCCCCAACACAGCCAUGCCAUCAGGGGCACCACCCUCAAGUAACAAGUUCUCACGUCCUAAAGGUAGAGGUGCUCGCACCCAAUAUGUCGAUGUGAUGAAUACAAGUGGAAGCAGUACUAGCAGCUCAACAGUGCCCAAAAGUUUGUUCAAUGUGAUGCCAACCUCAGCAUCCUCGCCAGCCAUAUUUAAUCCACUUGGUGGAAAUGAUCAGUCAGAUACAAAACCAGAACCUCAGCAGUCACUAGCUCCACCUGCUGAACAAAACAUGAACCAGUCUCUCACAUCAGGGGAGUUGUCUAGGACGAGCUCUAUGAGCUCUGUAUCAUACGAGGUCCAACAACUAACUCGUCAGGAUCAGAACCCAGCCCAGGCACCAAAUAUGACCCCAGGGGCACCACCCACAUUGUUUAACCCUUCACAGUUUAAAACUGGUCAGCAAAAUGUGGCACAUGCCAGUGGACCAAAGCUCUACAACCAACGAAGGGUGUAUCCCAAGUGAUGAGGCAACACCGAAAAAUACAUUAUAAGAAUACAGGAGUAUCUUAACUAUUGAUAUCUAUCUUACACACCUGGAACGUAUUUUAACUUCGUAAUCAAAGGCUAAUAGCCUAAUAUCGACAAAUUAGGAUUUAUUGUGAGAAAGGUCUGAUUUUAUUUAUCAUUUAAUAGUAAACUUAGAUCGGGGUCAAGUCUUUCACAAGCUGUGCUUUGAGAAUAAUGGACUGUAACUCCAAUGAGACAGGGCUGUGGACACCGCCAGAUACAUAGUUUUGUUGAUGUGGUUUUGGUGAUUAUUUAUUGUUAGAAAGAAUUAUGAUAACAUACCUUCCUGUCUAACAGGGAAACUAGAGAAGUACAUGUAUUUGGUUUAAUGUGUUGGUUUGAUUUUGUGAUGACAAUGUCUCCAUCAGACUCCAUACAUUUAGUCAUGUUAGAUAGUGUCAUUUCUUCAUCCUCCAUGUGUUCUGGAAGGCCUAUAUGAUUUGUACUUUAAUUAGAUAUUCUGUGCUUCAUUCACCUUUCACAUUUACAAUGUAUUUACCGAUCUUGCAACUUAAACUUUGUCCAGUUUUUUUAAGUCAUCUCAAAAACAUAUUGACGAAAAUUUUGUUCCGUUUUUAGAUGUUUCUUGGCAAAUUUUGUUCAAAGUUCUGCUGUAUGAUAGACAUUUGUAAUAACUUAAAAUUGGUUUGGUUUCGGUUAAAUUGCGGAUUGAAAUUUUAUUGAUUUUUUUUUUUUUGAGAUAUAAGGCCUUUUAGAACUGGACCUUUACAUUUUUUAUUGUCUAAGUCAGAAUUUUUAUUGUGAAAAGAUAAUUACACAACCUCAAAUCAUUGUCAUUAGUUCGUUUUUCAUUAUUAUUGACAUGUGAUCUGUAAUUGGGUGAUCAAGUUUAUGAUUUAAGGUGCUAGCUAAUAUCUUAGAGAAUAUGUAUGUUUUGCUGUGGAAUAUUUGUGGAACUUAAAAUCCUACUACUAUAACUAGGUACUCGGGCUAUUCUCUUUGUUUGAUCACCCUACGUUUGAUAUUCUUUCCCCUUCAUAUUACCAAUGGAAUACAGAAAGCUGAAAACCAAUAGGAAAAUAUCUAAUACAGAAGUUAGACAAGAUUGAAUUAAAAUAGGCAAUUAGAAGUCCUGAUUGUUUCUAUGUACUACAUGUAAGUAAUAUAACUACAUAACUAAUGUUUCGGUGGGAACAUGGAAUCAAAGCUGCAAGAUAUGAUUCUCUUGACCAUUUUUAUGAUACAAAAAUAUAUAAUGAAAAAUUAGUAAUAUAUUGUAGAGGUCAGAAAAUAAUGGUUUUCACAGAAUUUGCAAUGAUACAGAGAUAGAAAUCAAUGAUUUCAAAAUCGUUAGUAUGGUGUUAGGAUAAUUAGUAAUUGUAAUGUCUGUGAUAUAAUGUAUUUCAAAAAUAUACCAAUACAUGUUUAUCAUAUGUGUACAGACUUUUCUAUUUUGUCAAUUUUUUCGACAAGUCCACUAAAAUCACAGCACGCUUAUUCAAUACGAAACCUGUUUUUUUUUUAUGGUAUCUAGACUUUCUUUGUGUGCCAUGAAGGUGUCUGCAUGACUGAAUGGUAGAUGAAUGUAUGAAAUGGGAUUGUAUGGGAUAAAAAUGUGUGCAGAAGUGCUACUGGAAAGCUGACUGUGAAUACCAGUCAGGUUAAUGUAUGGAUUUAUGUUUGAAUUUUGUUGAAUGCUAAGUGAUGAUAUGUAUAUUUAUGGAACAGUAAUGGCCAGGAGUACUUUUGGUGUUAAACCAGCCAAAUGUUUCGCGAAGUGCAUCUUUUUAUUGGUAUUAGCUGUAAUACAUAACUGUAUACCGGGAAAUUUUCAUAUAACAGUUUAUUUUUCACCCUUGGAUAAACUAUCGUAUUUUGCCCCGUAUUAGAUCAUCAUAAAUGUCGACCAGUAUCUGUUUUGCCCGGUGAAAGCCAACACAGUCUUAUGUUUGCUCACUAUUAUAAAAUUCUUGAAAUAUAGAUGAAAUUGUAAAUUUUAAUUGAAGUUCUUAUUUUGGCAUACCUGAAAACUUUGAUGUAUUAAUUGUGCAAUAUCAAUGAUUUGCCUUUUAUAUUUGCUCUAAACAGCCUAUAUCUGUGAUAAUUUAUUAGAUCCUUAACAGCAUACUUUAGCCCUACCAUCAUUGUUCUCUUCAACUUUUGGAAAGAAUGUGAAAUGGGUGUAAGUUAAAUUGUGGCUAAAAUUUCCUCAUAUACAGUAUAAUUAUACAAAUUACCUCAUUAAAAGUUCUUACUUUGUCAGAAAAGUCGCUAAUUACUAUAUAUUUGUUAGUGAAAAUAUAAAAACACCACAAUUCUGAUUUUAAAUAAAUACGAAUACAGGGUAUUCAGAGUGUACAGGCAAAUAUUUGGGCCAGCACGGAGUCAUUUAGUUAGAAAGUGGUAGUUAGUAAAAUCAAGAUUAAUUGAUAUCGGGCCAAAGGCUACAAGAUAGUUUCAGAGCACAUUGUUACUUUAUUACUCGGCUUCAAACGUAGUGUAUACAUAAUCUGAAACGGUAUCUGUGCUUUAGUCAUGUUUUAUAUUAUACAGAAAUGUAUAUCUAUUAUCUGGAGUAAAUGUGCAAAAAAUAUUUCUUGAUAUUAAAAUUUUAUCUCUUUUUAAGUAAAAUUAUUAUUACAUUUUUAUUGCCUUAUUGUGUACAUCAACAUGCCAAAUUAGUGUACUGUUUCAACACCAUUUGAUUUUCUGUAAAAGAAGAUAUUGAUGGGAUUAAUAUUGAAAUAGAUGUACGGUUAGAUUAAUUGAAUUAAAAUACAAUUAUUAAAUAUAAUUGUCACAUAUGACAUUUGAUGUUUUAUUUCUUAAUAUUUUAUUGUUUGAUGAUGGAGAAGAUUUAUUGUGAACGUCAAAAGAAGGCAAGAAACCCUAUAAAAUGUUGAAAUGUCUUGACCAUUUAGAGUAUAAUUAAUAUAGAUUGUAUAAUAUUCAGAAAGAAAAUGAGAUAUUCAAACCUUAUUUAUUUAUUUGUUUUAUGUUGUUUAAUUGAUAUGAGAGAAAAAAUGCAUGUACAUAUAUUUCAUUCUGAUCAAAUACUAAAUGGAUAAGAAAAAAUAUUUGUUAGAUUGACACGUAUGAGCUAUAAAUUAGGAUACAAUGAUAUUGUGAUUUGUUAGUCAUGAAAUGAUAAUAAUAAGAAUAUAAGAAAAGAAAAAGAGAAUUGGCAUUAUAAAGGUAUAAUGUCACAUCAUUGGUUUGAAUGUGGUUAUACAUGUUAGCAGAAUGUUGAAAGAUGACAGAUGGAUUUUUUUUUUUGAUGCCUUGAAUUGAUAGAAAGAUGAAGUAUCAUUAAGUUCAGAUUGUUUAUAAUGGAUGUUUUCACAUGAAGAAUUGCAUUUGAAAUUUUGUCGUGCAUUUGUGAGCGAGAGUGAGCUCUAUUUUCUGAAGGUAAAUAAAGGUCAUUUAAAGUAAACCUUUCUGUUUUUGACCUACUUUGUAGAGUGGAAACCAUAAUCGGUUUGUUCAUCAGUCAUCAUGCUACAGAGUAUACAGAAAAAAAUGAUAAUUGAAUUAUAAUGCAUUUCAAUGUGUAGUUUCAUAUAAUACUAUAUUCAUACACAGACUAAAAGUUAUAUAUCAGAAGCAUGUCUUUAAGUUAGCGUCCCAACAGUAUCAUAUCCCCAACAAAGUAAAAUUGCAGUUUGACACAUUUACUAUAUAUGAUAGCAAAGUGUUCAAUACAACAAAUAUUUUAUUUUCCCCAAACCAUUAAAAUUCAGCCUUUAGAUUUCUUGCACAUUUUUUUAUUAUAUAGAUAUAAUAUAGAUUAUGAAAUAGAUGGGGAACUCAUCCACUGCACUAGUAUUCGCGAUAUUUGUCAUAUAUACUUUUUGCAAAAUUAUAGAAACCAUGUUUUUUUGGUUUUUUUUUUUUUUCUCACAAAAGGUGAUUCUGCGUAUGGCCAUUACAGAAGAAAUACAUUUAACAAGCAUUGUUUUUGAUGCCUUAUACAGCAGAAAAGUGGAGGGGCGUUCUACCUUAAAUAUCAUUUUAAGAGUCAAACGUUUAGUAGAUUCAUUGUCAAGGUAAAAAGUGCAAUGCUACAAUUUAUUGUCACUUUUGAAUACAUAUUCAUGCUGUAUUUAUCGUCACAAGAUUUUAUCUAAAUCGUAUAUCAUCCCCGAUUUCAAGUGAUAACUAUAUUUAUCGCUUGCACAUGGCAUUAUAUCAGUAGAGGACAGCUUACUAAAUGGAAUUAAACAUUGAAUUAAAUCACAACUAAAUUGGUGAUUGGUUGAUCUCAAAUUUCACUGCCAUUCGAUCCUAUCACUCGCAAUUUAUGAAUGAGCUUGUAAUUACAUUACAAUUCUAAUAUCUGUUACCCCAUCAAAAAUCUUGUUGGGUUCACUUUGUACAUUACAAUGUGUUUUUAACUACUAAACUAAAUUGACCACACUAUGUGUUCAUCGUCUCUCAAAUUUCUGCUUUUGUAUAUAAAACGUAAUUAUAAAGAAUGACAGUCACCUGGUAACGGUUCCAUUGUCAUCUGUUCAUCAGUCAUUUGUCACACCUACCUAAUAUAAUCUUACCAAACCAUACCGCAAUUCUUACUUGGGUAUCUCAGACGAUUUUCGUUGUUUUAUUUGCCAAUUGUUAUGAGAGGAAUGUCGUUAAAACAGAAAUUGAAUUGAGUGUCAACCAAAUUAUUGAAAUAAAUUAUAUUUGAAAUCUU
Pecten maximus is the source of this 11447-nucleotide messenger RNA. RefSeq lists its product as uncharacterized. Gene Ontology annotation, biological process: autophagy; Golgi organization; COPII vesicle coat assembly. NCBI's taxonomy places the organism in Eukaryota, Metazoa, Mollusca, Bivalvia, Pectinida, Pectinidae. Gene Ontology annotation, cellular component: endoplasmic reticulum exit site; ER to Golgi transport vesicle membrane. The record is from RefSeq and is a predicted model, not a curated record.